GUGUUGCACAAUUCGCGGAAUUUAUUGUGUAUUGCAUCUAUCUUUUUUUAUGCAAACUUAAAAAUAAUAAUUAUAGCCCGAAUUCCUUGAGAUUUGCAGGCAGUGAGCGGGGAUUUCGGCUGCAGCCGGCUGCGAGUUUUGGCCAGUAAGUACCCAUAGGAACCGAUCCCAGACGACUGGCCGGCAAUGUGCUGGGCAAGAUGUCCCGGCUUGCUGAUUACUUCGUAAUAGUCGGCUACGACAGCGAUAAGGAGAAGACCGCCAGCAAUGUGGGUGGCCAGCAGCCGACGUGCGGCAAGAUCGUUCAGCGUUUUCCCGAGAAAGAUUGGCCGGACACUCCGUUUAUCGAGGGCAUUGAAUGGUUCUGCCAGCCGCUUGGGUGGUGUUUAUCGUACGAGAAGCAGGAGCCCAAGUUCUUCGUCUCCGUGCUGACGGACAUCGAUGCCAACAAGCACUACUGCGCCUGCCUCAGCUUCCACGAGACGGUGGCCAUCACCCAGACCCGCAGCGUGGACGACGAGGAUGAGACGAUCGGGAACAGCCGGCUGCUGGGGGCCACCCCCUCCUCAACGGAUGGCAUCGCAGCGGCAGCCACGCCGGCGCCCAUCACGCACCACAGCGUCAUGUAUGCACCCAAGUGUCUGGUGCUCAUCUCGCGAUUGGACUGCGCCGACACCUUCAAAAAUUGCCUGGGCACCAUAUACACGGUGUAUAUCGAAAACCUGGCCUACGCAUUGGAGACCCUCAUCGGCAACAUUCUGGGCUGCAUCCAAGUUCCUCCGGCGGGUGGGCCGCAGGUGCGUUUCUCCAUAGGAGCUGGCGACAAGCAGUCCCUGCAGCCGCCACAGAGCUCAUCCCUGCCCACAACUGGAAGUGGAGUGCACUUCCUUUUCAAGCAGCUGGGUAUCAAGAAUGUGCUGAUCCUGCUCUGCGCCGUGAUGACCGAGAACAAAAUACUGUUCUUGUCCAAGUGUUAUUGGCACCUGACGGAUAGCUGCAGGGCUUUGGUGGCUUUAAUGUAUCCCUUUCGGUACACGCAUGUGUAUAUACCCAUUUUGCCGGCACCACUCACGGAAGUUCUGUCCACACCCACACCAUUCAUCAUGGGCAUACAUAGUUCACUUCAAACUGAGAUUACGGAUCUGCUGGAUGUUAUUGUGGUGGAUUUGGAUGGCGGCCUGGUUACCAUUCCGGAGUCGCUUACUCCGCCUGUUCCUAUACUUCCCUCACCGCUGUGGGAACAGACCCAGGACCUGCUCAGUAUGAUCCUGUUCCCAAACCUGGCGCAGGCGGAUCUGGCGUUUCCUACGCUGGAGCGGCCAUCUGCGCUGGCCAAGACUGACGCUCAGAUCGACAAGGAACUUCGCGCCAUAUUCAUGCGUCUUUUCGCCCAGCUGCUGCAGGGAUAUCGCUCCUGUCUAACAAUCAUUCGGAUUCAUCCAAAGCCGGUUAUCACCUUCCACAAGGCUGGAUUCCUCGGCGCCCGGGAUCUGAUCGAGAGCGAAUUUCUGUUCCGUGUGCUGGACAGCAUGUUCUUCACCACGUUCGUCAACGAACGAGGACCUCCCUGGCGUGCCUCCGACGCCUGGGAUGAACUGUACAGCUCCAUGAACGAACUGCUCAAGUCUGAGGCGCAGAAUCGGAAUCUCAUACUCACACAUAUCCAGGAAUUGGGACGCGUUCUUUACGAGAAUGAGGGUACACUGGCCCACAUAAACUAUGCCCAGAAAGUCUUGCGCCCGCCGGAGGGCGCAUUCCAGCGGAUUCAUCAGCCCGCCUUCCCGCGCAUCAGUUCUGAGAAGGUGGAGCUAAUCAUCCAGGAGGGAAUACGCAAGAACGGAGUGCCACAGCGUUUCCAUGUGACGCGAAAUCAGCACCGGAUCAUUCCAAUGGGACCCAGGUUGCCCGAGGCAUUGGAUGUGCGUCCCAAUGUCCAAAACUCUGCGCGACGACUGGAGGUGCUGCGCAUCUGUGUGUCAUACAUCUUCGAGAACCGGAUUACGGACGCCAGGAAACUGCUGCCAGCUGUGAUGCGAACCUUGAUGCAUAGAGAUGCGAGGUUAAUCCUGUGCCGCGAGUUCUUCGGGUAUGUGCAUGGUAACAAGGCGGUGCUGGACCAUCAGCAGUUUGAGUUGGUUGUGCGAUUCAUGAACAAGGCACUGCACAAAUCCUCCGGGAUCGACGAGUACACAGUGGCUGCGGCUUUGCUGCCCAUGUCCACCAUAUUUUGCCGCAAGUUAUCGACAGGAGUGGUGCAGUUCGCCUACACAGAGAUACAAGAUCACGCCAUAUGGAAGAACCAUCAGUUUUGGGAGUCUACAUUCUUUCAGGAUGUCCAGGGUCAGAUAAAGGCAUUGUAUCUGCUUCACCGUCGUCAGAACGAGCAUCAAAAGGAGGCAAACUGUGUGCUAGACGAGGUUCCGCUGGAGGAGCCGACGGCGCUUGAGAUUACGGCCGAGCAGCUGCGAAAAAGUCCCACCAUCGAGGAGGAGAAGAAGGCCGAGCUGGCCAAGUCGGAGGAGUCUACGUUGUACAGCCAGGCGAUUCACUUUGCCAACCGUAUGGUCUCCCUUCUCAUUCCGCUCGACGUGAAUGUGGAUGCAGCAAGUAAGCCUAAACCCGCGUUUCGCCUGGAGGAAAAUCAGAGCGUUUCCAAUAGUAUUAUGGGCUCGCACAGCCUUAGCGAACAUUCCGACGAAGGAUUCGAGGAGAACAAUGCUCUGGAAAUUGGCGUCACGGUUGGAAAGACAAUUUCUCGCUUCAUUGACAGCGUUUGUACCGAAGGUGGUGUGACCUCCGAACACAUACGCAAUCUGCAUGACAUGGUGCCGGGUGUGGUGCACAUGCACAUCGAAUCCCUGGAACCGGUUUAUCUGGAGGCCAAGCGCCAUCCGCAUGUGCAAAAGCCGAAGAUUCAGACACCAUGCCUGCUGCCAGGAGAGGACCUGGCUACCGACCACCUGCGUUGCUUCCUCAUGCCGGAUGGACGCGAAGACGAAACCCAGUGCCUGAUACCCGCCGAGGGAGCUCUGUUCCUCACCAACUACCGUGUGGUGUUCAAGGGUUCCCCCUGCGAUCCGCUCUACUGCGAGCAGGUGAUCGUGCGCACUUUUCCGAUUGCCUCCCUGCUGAAGGAGAAGAAAAUAUCCGUGCUGUACCUGGCCCAUCUGGAUCAAACGCUGACCGAAGGACUGCAGCUGCGCUCCAGUAGCUUUCAACUGAUAAAGGUGGCCUUCGACCCGGAAGUUACUCCCGAGCAGAUCGAAAGCUUCAGGAAGAUAUUGAGCAAAGCCCGCCAUCCGUUCGAUGAGUUUGAGUACUUCGCCUUUCAAUCGUAUGGCACCAUGCUUCAGGGUGUGGCUCCUUUAAAAACGAAGGAGAAAUACUCAACCCUAAAGGGAUUUGCCAAAAAGACGCUGCUUCGCGGGGCCAAGAAGGCGGGAUUCAAGCAGAAGCAGCAAACCAAGCGGAAGUUGGUCUCCGAGUUUGAUUACGGAAGUGCAGAUGCCCAGGAAACUCAAUCUAUCGACGAUGAGCUGGAGGAUGGAGAUGAGUUCGAAACCCAAAACAAUGCCAUGCCUAGAUUGCUGACAACAAAGGAUGUUGAGCGAAUGCGGGAAAGGAGCUAUGUACAGGACUGGAAGCGACUAGGAUUCGAUGCGGAGGCGCAGCGUGGUUUCCGCAUAAGCAAUGUGAACACCAGCUAUGCCACCUGCCGCUCCUAUCCGGCAAUAAUUGUGGCACCCGUUCAGUGCAGCGAUGCGGCAAUAAUGCAUUUGGGUCGUUGUUUUAAGGGCCAGCGCAUACCACUGCCCACUUGGCGGCACGCCAAUGGUGCACUGCUCAUUCGGGGUGGUCAACCCAAUAGCAAAUCGGUCAUUGGUAUGCUGAAAAACACCACGGGAAGCAAUACAAACGCCCAUCACGAUGUCACGCACUAUCCGGAGCAGGAUAAAUACUUCCUGGCCCUGAUCAACACGAUGCCAAAGCUCACGCCGCUGGCUCACAAUCAGUACUCGGGCAUGAAUCUCUCGAUGAGCUCGUUGAUGGGCCAUAGCUCAUCCGACGAUCGACAGCCACUGACGCCGGAACUCUCGCGCAAGCAUAAAAACAAUCUGGAUGUUAGUGAUGGCAACAAGUCCAGUCAAGGAGGCAAAAGUGGAACAAUGAAAGGCAAUCCUAAGAACUCAUCGGCACAUCCAUUCCGCAAGAUGCGGCUUUAUGCAUUGGGAGAGAAAUCUCAGGCCAAGUCGAACAUGAAUGUGGACUUCUGUGCGGACUUUAUUCCCGUGGACUAUCCGGACAUUAGGCAAUCGAGACCAGCUUUCAAGAAGCUGAUUCGCGCCUGCAUGCCCUCACACAAUACCAACGAAGCGGAUGGCCAAAGCUUUGCCAAGAUGGUGGAGCAGUCCGAUUGGUUGCAGCAGAUCUCCUCACUGAUGCAAUUGGCUGGUGCCGUGGUUGAUCUCAUCGACCUGCAGGAGAGCAGCGUGAUGCUUUCGCUGGAGGAUGGGUCCGAUGUGACCGCCCAGCUUAGUUCAAUAGCCCAGCUGUGCUUGGAUCCCUACUACCGAAGUCUAGAUGGUUUCCGUGUGCUCGUGGAGAAGGAGUGGUUGGCUUUUGGCCAUCGUUUUGCCCAUCGCAGUAAUCUGAAGCCCUCACAUGCAAACACAAAUAUUGCAUUUGCUCCCACCUUCCUGCAGUUCCUGGAUGUGGUUCAUCAGCUGCAGCGCCAGUUUCCAAUGGCUUUCGAAUUUAAUGACUUCUAUUUAAGAUUCCUGGCAUAUCACUCGGUGUCCUGCCGCUUUCGUACCUUCCUCUUUGACUGUGAACUUGAGCGUUCGGAUUCGGGCAUUGCGGCAAUGGAGGACAAGCGGGGAUCGCUGAAUGCCAAGAGUAUGUUUGGAACCGGUGGCAUGGCGACCAAUGGAUCCGACGAUGAGUGCAAUGUGUAUCCCAUGGAUAUCAGGAGCCAAAGGACACCGCUGAAUCGUAUUGGCCACUCCAUCUUCGAUUAUAUCGAAAGGCAGCAUAACAAGACGCCCAUAUUUUAUAAUUUCCUGUAUUCAGGAGACAAGAGUAUGAUUCUGCGACCGCAAAAUAAUGUGGCAGCCUUGGAGCUAUGGAGCUAUUACACCAACGAGGAGCUUGCUCAGGGAGCGCCGUACGAUUUGGAAGUGACCACUGUGGACGACGAAAUCGAUCUAUCUGAGAUGAAGGGGAAGCGCAUGGUCGUUACCGCCGGCUACGACAACCUGGAGAAGUGUAAUCCCAAUGCCUAUGUCUGCCUGCUCAGCGAGGUGAAGCAAGCGGAGACGGAGCGAGGACAUCUUCCUCAAAAGUGGCUGCAGGUGUGGAACAGCCUGGUGGUGCCACAAGUGGAGCCAGUUGCUAGCAAUAACUCGCUGGGCAACAUCUAUGUGCAGACGCACCAGCACAAACGAUCCACGCUGGAGAUUAUCAUGAAGGGACGGCUGGCAGGCUACCAGGACAAGUACUUCCACCCGCAUCGGUUCGAGAAGCAUCCCUACACCACGCCCACCAACUGCAACCACUGCACCAAGCUGCUCUGGGGUCCAGUGGGCUACCGGUGCAUGGACUGCGGUAACUCCUACCACGAGAAAUGCACGGAGCACUCUAUGAAGAACUGCACAAAGUACAAGGCCAUCGAUGGAGCUGUGGGGCCGCCGAAUGUGAACAUGUCGCAAGGCGACACAGCCAGCAUCGCUUCCAGCGCCGCCACGACGGCGCGCACCUCCAGCCAUCACUUCUACAACCAGUUUAGCAGUAACGUGGCCGAAAAUCGGACGCACGAAGGACAUCUGUACAAACGUGGCGCCUUGCUCAAAGGAUGGAAACAGCGCUGGUUUGUUCUAGACUCUAUAAAGCAUCAACUCCGUUACUAUGACACCUCUGAGGACACCGCUCCCAAGGGCAUCAUUGAAUUGGCUGAGGUGCAAUCAGUAACUGCCGCACAACCUGCACAAAUUGGCGCCAAACGCGUAGAUAUGAAGGGAUUUUUUGAUCUUAAAACAUCAAAGCGCACCUACAAUUUCUACGCAGUCAAUGCAAAUCUGGCACAGGAGUGGAUUGAGAAGUUGCAGGCAUGUUUACAAUAGAUUGACGCGGAAAUGGAUCCUUAUUUCAUCUCCUGAAUUUGGUUAACCUUCCCUUCCGUUCUGUUUUGUACGGCGCGAUGCAAAGUUCUGUUGUAGGAUAAAUCAGUAUGUUUCCAGUUCGCUGCGUAUGUAUUAUUAUUUUGAAUCUGUGGCUCUGCCAUCAUAUCAUAGCUAAACUAUCACUUUAGAAUUUCCUUAGUUGAUUUGAGAAAUCGCUCGUACCCAUUAACAUAAUCGUUAGCAACAAUUAUGCCAAGCAACAAGUGAAACGUUAGUUAAAGAAUGAAAUCCAUCUGUAAAUGUGAAUGUAAAGAAACUAUAAAAUUAUGUGAUUAUAUAAACAAACAAAAAAUCAGACUAUAUGAUAAAUUAACGAUAGAAUGGAAAAAGCCACUCCCGCAAGUUUUUGAUAUAAUUUUUUUUUAUAAACUAUAUAGGUUUAUAGUGAAUUUACCAAAGAUUAUUCCACCUUUGUUGCGCAAUUGAAAUGCAUUUCUUGGUUGCUUCCUCUAAACUAAACCCUAUUAUUAAACGCUUUCCUUUAUUUAUACACUACAUGAUAAUCAAUAUAAUACAUACUUUAAUGCAAUUAUUUGUGGCUUACAAACGAUAAUAUACAUUUUUAAACAAA
Molecule: messenger RNA, 6750 nt
Organism: Drosophila suzukii
Lineage: Eukaryota; Metazoa; Arthropoda; Insecta; Diptera; Drosophilidae
Gene: Sbf
Product: SET domain binding factor
Cellular component (GO): membrane; cytoplasm
Molecular function (GO): guanyl-nucleotide exchange factor activity
Source: RefSeq, a predicted model, not a curated record